Molecule: messenger RNA, 8962 nt
Organism: Limulus polyphemus (Atlantic horseshoe crab)
Lineage: Eukaryota; Metazoa; Arthropoda; Merostomata; Xiphosura; Limulidae
Product: disco-interacting protein 2-like
Source: RefSeq, a predicted model, not a curated record
CCCGUAUUGAAGUGGUUGAACCCUGACUACGGUUCAGUUGUCUUGGACCAGUCUGUUUAAAUCCAGAUGAGUUGGCUAGCUCUGCACGAUAGGUUGACUGACCUGUAUCGUGGUUUCGCACAGCAUGUUGCUGUGAAUAUUCAUCCGUCCGUCUCAAUUCAAUCUCUGUGAUUGGACAUUUUAGAAUAUCCAAAAGACGUUUAUUGACAAAUAAUCAGCUGAAAAGGUUAUUUUCUUACCAUAGUGUUAAAGCUGUGAACAUAUAUUAGUUGAUGUCAGCUUUCUGCCAAAACCGGAUAUGACGAACACGUGGUUGCCCGAAGAAAGGUUGUGUAGAUGGCACACUAGGAAAUACUUAAGAUUGCAGCAGUUCUCCGAAAGCUAUCCUGUUUCAUUGUUUGAAAAGUGUAAUUUUCAGUUACGUUUUUGGUGUACCGUAGGGUAGUGAGUUCGUCCAGGAUAUUUUGUUCAUCAACAGCGCUUUGGAGAAAAUAAUUUAGGUAAAGGCUUCACAAAAAGAAAACUAGGGGCCAAAGAAAACCUGACAUAUUAAUGACCGAUGAUUAAUAAAUAAUGUAUUUGAUGAUCUUUCUACGUGUUCUGUAUCUCGACGCGCCUUACAGCUUCCAGUUUGUAUCAUGAAACUGAUUACAGGAUAACACGUGUGAGCUUUCAUACAUCAUGUCUUGGCAAGUUACCAAACCCCCCACACCUCGUCAUAUACCCCCACUGUGGGCUAACCUCCCUCCUGCUCUCUGGUCAGCUCUGAUGGAGGAUGGGGGUUCUCAAUCCGAUUCGUGCUCAGAAUCAUCGAUGUUUUCGUCUAAAGUUUCCUCGGAUGGUUGUGGUUCGGAGUCCGAUUCCCAAGGUGAUAUUACCCAAAAGGGCUAUGAGAAGAAGAAAGCAAAGUUAUUGGGUCCUUAUCUACUCAGCCACGCAGCAGCACCACCUGUUGUUGCCGGGGCAGCCAGUCCCUCUACUCGAGCAAAGCGGCGAGCUCAACGCAGACUCACUCGACACGAGAGUCGAUACCAUUCAGAAGUCAGGCAAGAGGCCGUCCAGCAGGCUCUAGCUGCUAUGCAGAAUAGAGGCAAGCCAUCAGUUCCAAUGCCUUCUAAAAGAACCUCUGUAAUGGCCACUUCUCCUUCUAGAGAGAGACAUCCAUCAGACUCUUCAUCCGAUGAAGACAGUGUUCUGAAUGAGGGCAGCACACCUGAACAGGAGAGGUCUUCUCGCCCCUUUCAUCAGGUUCUUGGGGUACAGUCUGACACGUCCAGUACGUCUUCAGCCAGGGAAACUCCUCCUCCACGUCAAGCAAAUAGUCGCUUUGACAGUGGUGGAAGAGGAGAUUUUGGGUUGGAGCGUAGUGCGAGUAGACAUGAAGGAAUGACUAACCUGGCAGAUGUCAUGCAAAACCUCACACCUAACUUGAGUACUCAACCAGAUGUCACUAGUAAUACUGAUGUUCGAAGUCAAGGAGAAAACUUGCACAGAUAUAACCAAGCUCAUAUGUCCUCUGUUCGUGUAACACAACACUCAGCCACAGGAUUAGAAUACAACACAGGAACUGGUAAAUGGAAAGUUUCAUCCAAAAUUCAACAGCUGCUCAAUACAUUAAAGCGGCCUAAAAGAAGACCCUUACCAGAGUUUUAUGUGGAUGAUGAAACAGAUUUAGAAAUUGCAGCUAAUCAACUCGACCCCAACUCACCUCAACCAGAAGGAAGUACUAUGACCCCACACUUAGGAGAACAGCUUAUGGUGCCUUCUGGUCUUCCCAAGAAUUUAGAAGCAGCUAUCCAGAGGUAUGGGUCAGCUACUUUCAAAGCCCCAGUUGUUACUGUUUUAGAUACGAAUGGGAAAAUUGGGAAUCCUCUUACAUAUGGAAAAUUGCUAAGUCGUACACACAAAAUAGCGUAUAAUAUUUUGAACAAAGCAGGACCAAAAGGAGAACUCGGAAUCAAACCAGGAGAUCGAGUUGCACUUGUCUAUCCUAACAAUGAUCCAGUUUCAUUCAUGUGUGCUUUCCAUGGAUGCCUCACUGCAGGUGUAAUUCCAGUGCCCAUUGAGGUCCCUCUCACAAGAAGGGAUGCAGAUUCUCAACAGAUCGGGUUCUUGUUAGGUAAUUGUGGAGUGAGUUUUGCCCUAACUUCUGAAGCCUGCUAUAAAGGACUGCCCAAGACUGCGACAGGAGAAAUCCAUACAUUCAAAGGGUGGCCAAGACUUUACUGGUUCAUCACGGAACAUCUAAGCAGACCCCCAAAAGACUGGAUGCCUCCCCCUAGGUUAACAGAAGAGGCUGCUGCUUAUAUAGAGUACACUAUUGACAAAGAUGGCUCGAUGAAAGGUGUAACAAUAACUAGGUCAGCUUUGGCAAACCAUUGCCGAGCUCUGACAGCAGCUUGUAAUUAUACUGAAGGAGAGGUGAUGGUUUGUGUUUUAGACUUCAAAAGAGAGGUUGGGCUAUGGCAUAGCAUUCAUACCAGUGUCUUCAAUGGCAUGCAUGUCAUCUUUAUUCCGUAUUCACUUAUGAAAAUUAAUCCAGCUUCAUGGAUGUUAAUGAUAACAAAAUUCAAAGCUACUUCUGCUAUAUGUAAAUCUCGUGAUUUACACUGGGGUUUACUAGCUUCGAAGGAUCAUAAAGAUGUUAACCUGAGUUCUUUAAGGAUGUUGCUUGUGGCUGAUGGAUCUAAUCCAUGGUCUUUGUCAUCCUGUGAUCAAUUUAUGAGUGUCUUCCACAGUAGAGGGUUACGGCCUGAUGCCAUCUGCCCUUGUGCUGCUACUGGAGAAUGUCUUACUGUAGCUGUCAGAAGACCUGGUCGAACUGGACCUGGAUCCAGUGGUAGAGGAGUGCUGUCUAUGUCAGCUUUAAGUUAUGGAGUAAUUCGAGUGGAUCAGGAAAACAGCCUUACUUCCCUCACUUUACAAGAUUGUGGACUAGUCAUGCCUGGUGCUGUAGUAGCAGUUGUGAAAGUAAAUGAUCAACCUUAUCUCUGUAAAACCGACGAAGUAGGGGAGCUCUGUGUAAGCUCAUUAAUGACCGGGAGUGCUUACUGGGGACUUCAGGGUCUCACGAACAGCAUAUUUAAGAUACAACCCUUACAUCCAGAAGGACGGCCAGUGAGUGAGCAGAACUUUGUGAGGACUGGUCUGUUAGGCUUUCUUGGACCUGGAGGACUUGUGUUUGUUUGUGGUACCCGAGAUGGUCUAAUGCAAGUCAGUGGGAGGAAACAUAACACUGAUGACAUCAUAGCUACUGUUUUAGCUGUAGAGCCAAUGAAGUUUAUUUACCGUGGCAGGAUUGCCGUAUUUUCAAUUCGCGUGCUUAGAGAUGAGAGGAUCUGUGUUAUAGCAGAACAACGGCCUGAUUGUACAGAGGAGGAGAGCUUCCAGUGGAUGAGCAGAGUUCUGCAAGCCGUUGACAGUAUUCAUCAAGUUGGAAUUUACUGCUUAGCUCUAGUACCUCCAAACUACUUGCCAAAAACUCCUUUGGGUGGCAUCCACCUGUCAGAGACCAAGCGAAAGUUUCUGGAAGGAAGUCUUCAUCCUGCUAAUGUUCUGAUGUGUCCCCAUACAUGUGUUACUAAUCUUCCUAAACCUAGAGAAGUCCAUUCAGAGGUUGGUCCAGCUUCAGUGUUGGUGGGAAGUAUGGUACAGGGAGUAAGACUAGCAUCAGCUCAGGGAAGAGACAUGGCACUAGUUGAAGAUGUCAGUGAUGCUACACGCAAAUAUCAAUUCAUUUCUGAGGUCCUGCGAUGGAGAGCAGCAACCACUGCUGAUCAUGCUAUUUUUACAUUAUUAAACUCCAAAGGAGGAGUAGCAUCAUCUUUAACCUGUUCACAACUUCAGAAGAGAUCUGAAAGAGUUGGUUGCCUGUUGUUAGAGAAAGGGAAGCUUAACACAGGUGACCAUGUAGCUCUUAUUUACCCUCCAGGUAUCGACCUUAUCUGUGCCUUCUAUGGCUGCCUUUAUGUUGGUAUGUGCCUUACAUUUAUCACAUUCUAUACUUAAUUCAUAGACAGCUGAAAUUCUACACUUUCUAGUGUGAGCAUCCUUUUAUAUGUUUCAAAAAAUGUAAUGAAACUAUCUACAUUUCAAUAGAUAAUAAAUCUUCACAUUAAAGAAGCAGGUAAUGUUGUGGACAUCAAGUCAUGGCCUACAACUUUAGACACUGAUGACCUACCCAAGAAAAAACUGACCAAUAUCUACAGGGCACCUACUCCAGAAAUGAUUGCUUAUCUGGAUUUCAGUGUUAGCACAACAGGAAUGUUAGCUGGAAUAAAGAUGUCUCAUGCGGCUGCUACUUCUCUGUGUAAGAGUAUGAAGCUGGCCUGUGAACUCUACCCCUCUCGUCAUAUAACCCUUUGCUUGGAUCCAUAUUGUGGUUUGGGAUUCGUGCUGUGGUGUUUGAAUAGUGUCUACUCAGGCCAUCACUCAGUUCUCAUCCCUCCUUCUGAAGUAGAAGUUAAUCCAGCUCUUUGGUUAUCUACCUUAAGUCAGUUUAAAGUUCGUGAUACUUUCUGUUCAUAUGGAGUGAUGGAACUCUGCACAAAGGGAUUAGGAUCCUCUAUCAACCAGCUUAAACAACGGGGUGUAAAUUUGAACUGUGUUCGGACGUGUGUCGUUGUAGCAGAAGAACGGCCUCGAGUUGCUCUCACCAACUCCUUCUCCAAGCUUUUCUCCAGCCUGGGACUUUCUCCCCGGGCUGUCAGCACUAGUUUUGGGUGUCGAGUCAAUGUAGCCAUUUGUCUUCAGGGAGCAUCUAGUCCAGACCCCACAACUGUAUAUGUAGAUGUAAGGGCUCUUAGAAAUGACAGGGUAACAGUAGUAGAGCGAGGGGCACCUCAUAGUUUGUGUCUUGUAGAGUCUGGGAAGUUGUUACCUGGUGUAAAAGUUGUCAUAGCUGAUCCUGAGACCAAGGGCCACUGUGCUGACUCUCAUCUUGGUGAGAUAUGGAUACAGUCCCCUCACAACUCUACUGGUUACUUCACUAUUUAUGGGGAUGAAUCUCUCCAUAAUGACCACUUUAAUGCACGUUUGAUCACAGGUGACACAGCACAGACGUAUGCACGCACAGGCUACCUAGGAUUUUUAAGAAGAACUGAGUCUGUACAAGCAGAUGGUGAACUUCAUGAUGCAGUGUUUGUAGUAGGAUCUCUUGAUGAAACAGUUAUGUUGCGAGGCAUGAGGUAUCAUCCAAUUGACAUAGAAAAUAGUGUUUUACGCUGUCACAAAAAGAUAUCUGAGUGUGCUGUUUUCACUUGGACCAACCUUUUAGUUGUGGUAGUAGAGCUUGAUGGAAAUGAGAAUGAGGCUCUUGAUCUAGUACCUCUAGUGACCAACGUAGUCUUGGAAGAACAUCAGCUUAUUGUUGGUGUGGUUGUUGUGGUGGACCCUGGUGUCGUUCCAAUCAACUCUCGAGGAGAAAAGCAACGGAUGCAUCUCCGAGAUGGGUUUCUUGCUGACCAGCUUGAUCCAAUCUACGUGGCAUACAACAUGUGACUACUUGACCGGUCUUCAUGGGUUCGAUGGCAAGAUUUUGUGACGAGUCAGUAAUGUAUGUGACUGUUUGACCAGUCUGUGUCUGCUUUGUAUAAAUAGUAUGAUGUUUUGAUCACUUGACCAUUUAAUGGUUUGGAAGAAAGAUUUACAAAAUAUGGAAAAGUGUAACUAGUAUUGUAUACUAUAGCCACCUCAAAACUGCUUGGUCAUUAUGUAGCAUUUAUGAGUAAAUGACUUGAGGUGUACAACCUAUGAAGGCUUGGUUGGCCAACACAUCAUAAACAGUUGUUUAACCUAGCUAUGUGUCAUCUGAUCUAUAUUGACAAUUCAAUAUCAGUUUUAAUAAUAUAUCUAAUUUUCAACCAAGUGAGAUAGUUAAGUGUCAGUUAGCCCAAAUACAAGCUACCCUGGGGUAACACACAGAUUGCUGUGGCAUGAGAAGUUGAAUAAAUGUUAUGAUUAGUAGGCCAGAUCAUCAUGAGGCCUAGUCUCCUUCAAAUGAUCUGAAAAAGCUAAAUUAUCAGGGGUUAAUAUGAAAGACACGGUUGCUGUUUUCUCAUUUUAUGAUAACAUAUGCAGAAAGAGAGAAUCUGGAAUUAAAAGUAUCAAUAAUUGAUACAGUAGAGGACAGGUAAGCUGUGCACGAUUCUUUAUGGGGCACAACAAAGCAAGAAUUAAGAUGUCAUAUUAUAGAAUUACUCAUGCCUAUCAAACAAUUCAGGUAGCUUUCCAAAUGCUUUAUUUCUGAGAACAAAUGGGGUUGAACCCAAAAUAACUUUACAUGAAAGUUCUUUACAAUCCCCAUUAAUACAUCCUUUCUUUGCAAAACAGAUUUUCAGGUAUUUUACAUAUCAAGGAAAACUACAUAGAAACUUAUUUAUCCUUCUAGUACUGCUAUGUGCAUAUAUGGUAUUUAACCUGUGUUUGUUGUUGUAAGAUGUGUAAGGUUACAUUAGAACCUUACGUAAAAAAUUUAAAAAAUUGACUAUUGGCUGCCCAAGUAUGUAAGGGAAAUACGAACAAUUAUUUUAAGCCUCAAUAUAUUUAAUUGUUAUACAACUUUUGUGGCUUUUCAUUUUUUUGUAUCCAUGUUGUUUUAGAUAGGAACUUCUUUUUUCAUCUGCUGUGUUGUAUAUCACUAUUGAUCCUUUGGAUUGGUAUUUAAUAUUGAUUCUUCUUAGUAAGAAAAACCAGGUGUAUUUUGUGUUUCAGUUCAUUUGUAGGCCAGUUUAGUCACUGCAGGGACUGAAAAUGUUCUCUAUAGUUUAACAAGAUUCCUAUGCUUCGUUAAUGUGAGUUUUCACUUUUCAACUCUUAAUGUUUGUGUAACUUUUGUAUUGCAUAAGGAAUCAGUGAAGACAUUUAAAUUUUUAAGUCAGAUACUGAAAGAAAAUGUUAAAAGUUUUAUGUAGUUUAAGACUAGUUGUUGACAGAGAAUACAUAUUUAAGAAAAUAUAAACCUGAAAAGUUAAAAACUAUGAAACACUAGAAGAAAUUUCGAAAAAUGUUAAGAAAUGAAGCUUUUUGACUUUACUUUUAGUACUAGGUCAGUCAAGAGAUGGUAAAAAUACUGUAAUAGCAAAUAGUUUAUAAACAUUUUAAUGCAAGUUCUUAUUCGUAACAAAUUUACCUCAUUUAUCAUUGUAAAAUGUGGACCAAGUAAAUUGGUAACAUAAUCAAGUAAAAUUAUGAAAUUAAAAAAAAAAAUGGCAUUCAAGCUUCAGAUAGAGCAUUUCUAGGUCUGUCUGUGAAUUUUCAGAUAUUGGAUCAUUGUUAUUUAGUUUACACCAUUUUCAUUUUUAAUGUUUUUAUUACAUCCACACUAUGAAACUUAAUACUUCAUUUAACCUCUCGUAAUAAAAAAUUUAGAACUGAUAACACUUAAUACUCAUAUCACAUUAUUUGUGGUCUUUUUUUUUGUGUUUGGCUUAGAUUGACUGCAUCUGUAGGUGCUUGAGUUUUUAUUUUGCACAGUAAAAGCACAUUUUUAGAUUUUAACUCAUAAAGUUAAUCUUUUAUUGGAUGGUUUUAACAUAAUUGCUCAAGAAGCAGCCAUACACCUACUAAUUCAUAUUUACAAGUGAACAUUAUAUGGUUUAUUUCAUUUUAAUAUUGUGUACUAGUAUUUCAUUUUUGUAUGAGAAUCAAAUUUUUUGUAUAAGUUAACCUUAGAUGUACGUGGUGAAUUGCUAACGAAUUUUAUUAGAGUUAACCAACAACAUUUUUAGUAUACACGUGCAUGUUCAGUAAGUAGAAAAAAAAAGGUAACUGCUAGCCCUAAAAUGACUGUCAUAACAACAGUGCUAAUGCUGGUUCAGUGUGGUUUUGACUUGAGCAGUUAUUGGUGUAUAAAGGUUUGUUCUCUGUCAUUAUGAUUUUUGGAGUGGGCUGUUAAGCUUUCAAGACCCAGUAGCUCUAAUAACAACUUUGUGAUUCCUUGGAAAUACUGAAUAUUUAUAAGUGAAUGGGUUAUAAAACUGAAUAUUUAUACAAUUAAUUUGUUUGAGUUCAACCAUUGAACAUUUUACUAAAGAAAAAGGGAUUUCUGAUGUCAUUAAGUGUGGUGACACAAAACUGUAUAUCAUAAUUGUAUACUUUGAUUAACUUACUUGUGUAUUGUGCAUUAUAACAUGGUGAAUUGAUAUUUCUGCUCUGAUAAAAACCAACCAUCGAAACUUCAUUUUCUGUAUUUUGAUUUUAUUAAUAGUGUACUCACAGCCACUUUUAAAUAUUAUUGUAAUAGUAAUCUACAGAAUGAAUAUGUAUAGAAUUGGAAGUGAAACUUGCUUGGUAGCUUAAGCUGUUAUGUCUGCUUCAUUUUGUAUAUAGGAGUUUGUAAAAAGAAAAAAUAAAAAAAAUAUUUGAGUGGUUUCAAAUCAGAAACCAUAAAUCUGUAGAUGUAUAUAUACAGGUUUAUGUGAGGUGGCAGUGUAUUUCCUCCAACAAAUUUCACAUAUUGCUCAGUGAAUACAGGAUGGGGGCUGAAUUUUAGUGCUAAAGCUUCAAAAAUAUUUUUAAGUUGGUACCCAAGUUUCCAGUUUGAAAUUUCCCUGUAUUGCAGAAGUACCACUACUCAGAUAUGUGCAUAUAUAUAUAUAUAUAUAUGUGGAUACAUUAAAAAAACAGCUGUCAAGUAGUAAUACUGAUUGGUGGUGAUUCAAAAGUAGAACUUCAUAAAGCACAAGUUACUAUAUAUUGAUGUUGUUGUUUACUCAUGCUUGACACUUAUGUCAUAAUUAUACUUAUCUGUUAACACAAGAUUAAAGUGUUUAACAGCUAAAAUAAUAACUUUAACUACAAAUAUUGAAAUAAAUCUAAAAUAAAUCCAUUUUAUUGAAUAAUGUUUGUUGUUGAAAAAAAAUUAGGAAUUCCUUGUAAACAGAGUAUUAUAUCUUAAGUGGGCCAGAAGUGUCCAGUGCUGUGUGGUUGUGUAAAAUUUAGAUAAAAGUGAAUGUUAAGGAAA